Molecule: messenger RNA, 1875 nt
Organism: Lolium rigidum
Lineage: Eukaryota; Viridiplantae; Streptophyta; Magnoliopsida; Poales; Poaceae
Product: probable cysteine desulfurase
Exons: 4
Coding region: 1-1875 (624 amino acids)
Source: RefSeq, a predicted model, not a curated record
AUGGAUCAUGCGACCAUGGAGGCCGGCGGCAAGCAGGGCGCCAUGAGCGCCACCCUGCUGAGCCUUCUCGGAAUGACGACGUCGGAGAAGGGCGCGGCGGUCGCGGACGACAAGCUGGAGUGGCUCCGGUCGCAGCUGAUCGGCAAGGACGUGGAGUUCGACACGCCGUUCGGACGGCGCGCCCUUACGUACGCCGACCAAACGGCGUCCGGCCGGAGCCUGCGCUACAUCGAGGACUACCUCGUGAAGGAGGUCCUGCCCUUCUAUGGCAACACGCAUACCGAGGACAGCCACGUCGGGAGCAAGACGACGCGCCUGGUGCACAAGGCCGCGCGCUACAUCAAGCGCUGCAUGGGCGCCGGCGCCGGCGACGCGCUGCUCUUCUGCGGCGCCGGCACCACGGCCGCCAUCAAGCGCCUGCAGGAGGUCAUCGGCGUCGCGCUGCCGUCCGUCGAGAUGCGCGACCGGCUCUCGGCGCAGCUGCGCAACGAGGAGCGGUGGGUGGUCUUCGUGGGGCCCUACGAGCACCACUCCAACCUGCUAUCCUGGCGGCGUAGCCUGGCGGAGGUGGUGGAGAUCGGCCUCGACGCGGACGGGUUGGUCGACGUCGCCGCGCUCCGCCGCGCGCUCGGGUCGCCGGAGUACGCCGACCGGCCGAUGCUGGGCUCCUUCUCGGCGUGCAGCAACGUGACCGGCAUCAUGACGGACACGAGGGAGAUCGCCCGCGUCCUCCACCAGCGCGGCGCCUUCGCCUGCUUCGACUUCGCUGCCAGUGGGCCCUAUGUGAAGAUUGACAUGAAAUCUGGUGAAAUAGACGGAUACGACGCUGUUUUCCUGAGCCCGCACAAAUUUGUUGGUGGCCCGGGCACGCCGGGCAUCCUUCUGAUGAACAAAUCACUGUACAAACUCACCUCUCAGCCGCCGUCCACGUGCGGCGGAGGCACCGUAGCAUAUGUCAACGGCUUCAACGAGGAUGAUACGUUGUACUACGACGACAUUGAGGAGAGGGAGGACGCGGGCACGCCGCCAAUCGUCCAAAAGAUCCGUGCAUCACUCGCCUUUUGGGUGAAGGAACAUGUUGGCUAUGACACGAUGGGCCUCCGCGAGCGAGUGUACUCAGAGAUGGCCAUGAACAGGCUUGCCAAGAAUCCAAAUGUCAGGGUGCUAGGCAACACAAGGGUGGACCGCCUACCAAUCUUCUCGUUCCUCGUCUACCCUGCGGUAGUGAAACAAUCACUGUUUAACGGGUUUGAUGAGGCUGGUUCUGACGAAAUAGUCACGGAGAAUAUGAGAUCAUCCAAGCAACUUCCCCUUCAUGGCCGUUUUGUCACUAGGCUUCUGAACGAUCUUUUCGGCAUCCAAGCUAGGGGUGGUUGUGCCUGUGCAGGCCCCUAUGGUCACCUCUUGCUCGACGUCGACAAGGAGCUCUCUCUUAGCCUCCGGUCUGCUAUCCUUGAGGGUUACAGUGGACUGAAGCCAGGAUGGACAAGGCUGAGCUUCUCUUACUACCUAUCCAAGGAGGAGUUCAAGUUCAUCCUCUCCGCCGUUGAGUUCAUAGCGGCAUACGGCCACCGCUUCCUCCCGUUGUACAAGUUCGACUGGAUCACCGGCAACUGGACCUUCCGCAAGCAGGCAAUCAAGUACCACAUCAUGAGGGAGGAGCUAUCCCUUGGCGCAGAGCCAUUGAAGCGCCCGAAUCACAAGACAAAUCCUCAUGUUGUAGAUAAACUUGAGAAGCCUCAGGCCGGUAAUCACAAGUUUCAGAGCUACCUGGAAAGUGCAAAUAAAAUUGCGCUUUCCUUGCCCGAUGUCAAUCAGCAGACUCUCAGCAUCCCCAAAGGAGUUCACCCUGAAUUGGUUCUUUUCCACAUAUAA